Seminavis robusta is the source of this 402-nucleotide messenger RNA. Lineage: Eukaryota; Bacillariophyta; Bacillariophyceae; Naviculales; Naviculaceae. The record is from the annotation of a GenBank genome assembly.
AUGACGACCAUCAAGUUCAAUGCAAGGCCUGCAGUAGCCGGAACACCAUGGGUCGACCCAGUCCAUCCAGGAACACGCCCAGAUGUCCCCGAUGGAGCCACCGGACCCCAAAUCACGCGCAUGGUCUCAGCACACAAGUAUGACCUCACCGAAUUCCAGCUCUUCCAAUCCACCGAAAAGGCCCUCUUACGCAAGACCAUGGAAGCCGUCGAAGAAGUCUACUACAAGUCUCUCCAAGACCCCGAUGAAGGAUACUCCACACUCAGCUACAAUGACCUCAUUGUCCACCUCAACGAACAGUAUGGAACCCUCACCAAUGACGACCUUGACAAAAACAUCGACCGCAUGAAUGCCCAAUGGACAGGCUUGGUCGGUAACCGGUGGUUGAGAAUUGCUUUCUAA